AUGUCUGUUUCUCAACAAUUGGCAGAGAUUGCAGGCAACGAAAAAACCGUGAUGUAUGCCGCAGACAACAAUUUGCAAGAAGUCUUUUGCUAUCCCGAAGUUUCUGAUAAACCGACGCUUAUUCAAUUAACAGAUGCUUGCCUUCAUGCACAAGAACUUGCCAAACAUUUGGAUUUCGGAAAAACAGUGUCAAUCACUAACCACUAUUCUCGUGGUAGCUGUGUCUUACAAACAACCAGAGAGAAAAAAGACGGUUCAGGAAACAUUGUGUCUACUACCAUUGCGGCUCAGGAUGUCUUGAGAAAUGCGUUAAAAUCCAGUCGAGCAUUAGACAAAGUAAUCUCUCAACUCUAA
Molecule: messenger RNA, 354 nt
Organism: Schizosaccharomyces osmophilus
Lineage: Eukaryota; Fungi; Ascomycota; Schizosaccharomycetes; Schizosaccharomycetales; Schizosaccharomycetaceae
Gene: lam3
Product: Ragulator complex subunit, LAMTOR3-like protein
Exons: 2
Coding region: 1-354 (117 amino acids)
Source: RefSeq, a predicted model, not a curated record